Ictalurus furcatus (blue catfish) is the source of this 5262-nucleotide messenger RNA. It is a transcript of the gene scml4, whose product is annotated as Scm polycomb group protein like 4. NCBI's taxonomy places the organism in Eukaryota, Metazoa, Chordata, Actinopteri, Siluriformes, Ictaluridae. The record is from RefSeq and is a predicted model, not a curated record. The coding region runs from base 205 to 1647 and encodes 480 amino acids. The transcript is spliced from 9 exons. Gene Ontology annotation, molecular function: protein binding.
CCCGAAAAAAAAACAAAAAAAAACACGCUUCAUCCGCAUCAGCGGCGCGCGAGGAUCAGCAAACCGAGCUCGCGGCUUCCGGGGCGAGGCGCUCCGCUCGGUCUGCACGCUCCAGACCCAUGAGGACCAACUAGCUAACUAACAGCCAUAACAUCCAUAGACGCAGAGUGUAAUGUUAGGACUGGAGUGUGUGUUGCCGAGGGAAUGAGACUGCGUGGCAGGGAUCUGGAGGAUUCCACCGGCUCCUGGAUACCAAGCGUCCUGGGCGUGCAGAGUGUCAGGCUUCGCCUUCGCCUCGAUCGUCGCACCGACAGGGGGAGGAGCCUCUGGCAACUGGUCGACCUGAACGGAGAGGCGGUGCCCAGUGGGCGGGGCUUAUGGGAUAGGACACCACCCACUUGUUCACAGAGUCUGAUGAGUAUUCCUACAGCAGCAUCUGGACAGACAGGGGGUGGAGACAUGCAGUCACCUGGGGCAAUAAGCCCCUCCUUCCUCCCACCCCCAACUGGAAAGGUUCCAGGUCGCAAGAGGGGACGGCCGCCGCUCAAAAGGCAUCCGGAGUAUCAGAAUCGCUACCCAGAAUCCCUCCCUCCCAUCAAAGUGCCUAAGAAGAGAGGGAGGAAGCCUGGAUUCAAGCUGAAGUCCCGGUUGGCAAUGACUCCAUUGGCCAUCUCCCCUCCCAGCAGCACUCCAGAACCAGACAUGAGCUCCAUCCCUCAGGACGCUGCCACUGUUCCCCACUCUGCCACACCGGAGGUCCUUACAGUGUGUAUCUAUGUGAAUAAACAGGUGAACACUGGCCCUAACCUGGACAGACAGAAAGUCAUGCAGCUUCCCGAUCACCUCGGCCCAGCACGGCCCUCCGUGGUUCUGCAGCAGGCUGUGCAGGGUUGCAUCGAUAGUGCUUACCAGCAGAAAACAGUCUUCACCCUGCUCACGCAGGGCUACGGAGGAGAGAAAAUAUCAGCCACCUUUGACGGCAAGCAGCACCUUUUGAGUCUGCCAGUGGUGAACAGUGUUGGUUAUGUCCUCCGCUUCCUAAAAAAGCUCUGCCGGAGUCUUCUGUGUGAGAACCUCUUCAGCGAUCAGCCAAUUGCACCUUCCUCCUCUCCCUCCUCCUCUUCCUCGGCCCACACAGACAAGCAUUCAGAUGGACAAUCCAAGUCGACAGACUCUAUGGUGGAUGAUUACCACUCUGAAACAAUGGAGGCCAAGCGUUACUCUGUCGAUCAUAGUGACACAGCCUUUGGUGUGAUGACAUCACCAUACAUAGCCUCGAAAUCCAACUAUGGGUUUCGUUCUGGUGCCGCCUACUCUGGGGGCGUUUGCAGACCAGCAGCCAGUCCCAGUGCAUUCCAGGAAGGAAACAGAAGUGCCUACAGUCCGUCCCCAGAGGCAGGUGAGUCCAAGCCGCCUCCGAGUAAAGACCCAUCCCGGUGGAGUGUAGAGGAAGUGGUGUGGUUUAUCAAAGAUGCAGACCCUCAGGCCCUUGGUCCACAUGUGGAACUCUUUCGAAAACAUGAGAUUGAUGGAGACGCUCUCCUGCUGCUGAAGAGUGACAUGAUCAUGAAGUACCUGGGACUAAAACUCGGCCCAGCACUCAAACUCUGCUACCACAUCGACAAGUUAAAACAGACCAAGUUCUGACAUGCUCUUGGCCAAAACCACCCCAACCCCCACCACUCCUAUACGCACACACACACACACUUGUGCACGCAUGCUUAUCUCCCACCCACAAACACAUACACACAAACACAAACAUACAUGGUCUCACACACCGAGACGGACUACUUCACAAUAUCAAGAUGUGAUUUUCUUCGUUUUCGUUUGUGUUCUUCAUACGCAUUUUUGACCCUCACCUACCAAGUGCCCGUGAACUUUUUAAAUAUCUGUGAUUAUUUUGGACUUGACACUAAUUGACAAUUCCCUUGAGCUUGUUUUAACAUGGGUUGAGAGCGUGAUGAGCCACCCAUGGUAAAAGUUAUUGCUGGGACUUCCACAGAGCUUCUGGAAUUAUGCAUACUAAAGAUAGAUAAAGAUAAGAAAAUAUAAGGAUGUAAAAAAAAAUCCUGCUCAGUAUGGAUAGUGGGAUGGGUGAUGAUUUAUCAUGGACUAGACCCAUACAGGUUCUAUACAUUUCACACAAUGUACGGAUCAUCUAAAGAUGGUCUUUGGCCACCUUGUGGUUAAACUGAGACAUUGUAGCUUCCUGUGACGCUGGAUCCCAUUUUUCCAAGAGCAGCUAAACAAGACUUGAGCCUAUAUUCAUACGGAACUGUACAGACACAGGACUUUAGAGUAGAGUCACAUCUGAAAUUCUAACACACAGCAGGGCUACUACUGGAUUCAAAAACCGUUACCUCCGUAACCAGCGAAAUACAGGCACUGAUAAAACCGUGGACCAAUCAUGAAAUUCAGUAUGUGUUUGGGUUUUUGCACAAGUUUAAGUAUCACCGUUACAUGCUACUCACCUAAACAUCUUAAGACAAAUCAAGUCAAGUGGGUUUUUAUAGUCAUUUAUCUAUAUUGCUUGUAUACAUUGGAACGAAAUGUCGUUUCUCCAAGACCAUGGUGCAACACAGAAAAGUACGCAAGACUGCGUAGGGUACAAUACCUAACAGUGUGAGACGAGUGCAGGACAAUAAAUACACAAUAACUGGUAUUGCAAAGUAGCACUAAGAGCAUGCAUUGCAGCACACCAAAAACACUGGCACAAUCAUGGUUUAACUAAAAGGACCAAACCCAGGUAGAACCAUGGCAAGUUGCUUUACUGAAUCCCACACACACUUGCCUCUGUUCUGUAAGGUGCACAUAUUAUAUGUAACAGUGAUAUUAAUCUAAAGGGUACUGGAAAAUGGAUUAGUCCUUCUGUUAACAAAACAUAUCUCAAGAUAUAUAUUACAUGGAGACAUCCUACAAGAUGUUUUACUAUUAAACAUACUGAUGAGUGCCAAUAUUAUACUGGAGUACAUAAAUAGUGUGUUAUUUUUGGAUGCUAGCAUGCCGACUCAUCCCGAAACACUUUUUUCUUUUUAAACAGAAGAUUGUUUUUGCCUCAUUUCAGUGUUUUUUUCUCUGAAGGGUACCUUCUUUUUCCCUUUGUGAAGUGACCCAACUGUCUGAGUUUUCAAUUUUGUGUUUGUUUUUUCUUCAGAGAGCAAUUGUGGUGAUGGGACACAAGUGUAAAGUCAAAAGUGUACUUUUUGUGUAAAUACAACAUUUUCAAGUCACAGAUGCAUACCAUGCCCUCCAGAAUGAUCAGUACCAUUCAUGAAAAUGUUUAUGCAGUUUAUGGCUGUACAUCUCUUGUAAUGUUGAACAUGUUGGUCCAGUCCUCCAUGACAGAACGUUUUAAGCUCUUUUAUAUUCUGAGGUUUGUGCGUGUGAACUUAAAUUCAAACCAAGGGUUUUCAGUAGGGUUUAAAUCCAGAGACUGACAUGGCCACUGCAAAUAAUUGAGCUUGUGUUUCUUUAAACAUUCCCGUGUUGAUGUUGUGUAAUAAGUACUUUUGUUUCAUCAUCUUGCUCAAAACUUGUGGCCAAGCCUGAACCUCCUGGUAACCAGGUUUUGGGCUAAAAUAUUCUGGUACUUAACAUAAUUCAUGAUGUCAUCAAUCUUCACAAGAGCCCCUUUUUUGUGUUGAAAGUUUGAUUUGUCCCAUGGUAAUGGAUGACAAAGAGAUUUUACAAAGGGAUGUGUGUAGCCUCAUAUCUGUACCCCAGGGAAACAGGAUAAGGCAACAACAGUUCCUGGCAAGUGAUCUUUUUUUUCUUCUUAGGAAUUACAAUUUGCAUUUUUUUUUUUUUUUUGGAGAGAAAAUACUAUUAUUUAAAAAUGUUGUUCAAAUAAGAAAAAAAUUUUUGUAAGAAAAUUGUUUUUGAAUUAUUGUGUGUUAUUGUAUGUUAAUUUUAUAUAACCAUUUUUAAACUAAUUUUAUGAAGGGUGCCAAUAAUUCAGGAGGAUGCUGAAUUCAAAAAGUCAUUUCGUGUUUUUAUCAGAUCAACAGUUUCAACUGCACAAGAGGAAAAAAAAAAAGUCACUAUUUUAGAGUAAGCAGUCAGCCCAAAAUGUAUAAUCUGCAUUUCAGCUCAGUUUUACUGUAAGCCGCUCUGCUAUCUCACUUGUACAGAAUCCUUUUCUACAUUUCUGAAUUGGUUCAGGCUGUUUAGUCUUUUCUCUUUCUUUCUGUGGAAUUUUCUUCAUGUAGCACAUUCAGGUGAAUGAACAUAGCCCAUGUACUGUACAUCAUACUGUAACUGGAAAGAAACUGUUAGUCCAGCAGCCUGCGUGUCUUCAAAUUCAUGGUUAAUUGCUGUGUUCAGAUUGAAAACUUUCUGUUUUAGCGGGUAAGUAGGUGGUCAAUACAUGUCUGACACUUGCCUGAAAUAUUUAGACAGGGGAAGUUAAAAAAUAAAACAGCUCGAGGUGCUUUUUAUUUAAUCAGCGAAGCAUCGUAGUGGCAUCGCACCUGUCCGGUUUUCUCUGCUUGGACUUCACUUAACUACAACGUUAUCAUAGCAUAGGUUUAUAGUCAAUCCAGUUUAUGACAAAUGAUGCUAUUAUUGCAUAGUGUGUAAUGCCUUGAUGUUAAAGGUUUGGUUAAAGGUUUGGCUUAUAAGCCUUGUUAUUUUAAAGGGAAGUAUUUCUGUUAAUUCCUACAGCUCUGGAGGAGAAGUUCAUCACCUCCUUUUGUCACUUUUCUAUGUUCGCCUCUGUGCCGUGUCAUUCGGUGUCAUAUUUUGUAUAAUACAUAACGUAAAUGUAUGUUUAUGAAUGCUACUAUAGACAGUCUGAGCCAGUGAUGUUUAGAGAAACAACUGUUCAUAUAUUAACUCAAAGAAGAGGCUGUGUGUGUGUGUGUGUGUGUGUGUGUGUGUGUGUACAUCUUUGGAGGCUGCAACAAGGACCAUCCAUUUUGGUGCUAAAAUAUGACUGUAUUUAAUAACUAAUUUGAUCCAUAUUAGUUUACAGCUGUUUUCCCUUUAUUUCAACAGUGUGGCUUCAGUGUUGUGAAAUAUUGUGAUCACAGACAGGCCGUGGUCCGUCUGUCUGUUUGUGAGAUGAUAUACAGUAUACAAAGAAUUACAGAAGCACCUGAAUAAAGCAUUAAUGAGCACUUAAUACCUUCUCUGUUACUAAUUUGUCUCUGCAUCACAUACUAAGUCAUUUCUAUUUAUAAAAUCAUCAUGUUUAUAGUAUUUUCUUUAGUAAAUUGUUGUACAUGCAAUGUACUUUCACUACAGCCAUUUUACCUGACACCC